Messenger RNA from Odontomachus brunneus, 1150 nucleotides. Its product is annotated as selenoprotein F. Lineage: Eukaryota; Metazoa; Arthropoda; Insecta; Hymenoptera; Formicidae. Gene Ontology annotation, molecular function: oxidoreductase activity. The coding region runs from base 346 to 813 and encodes 155 amino acids. The transcript is spliced from 4 exons. Gene Ontology annotation, cellular component: endoplasmic reticulum lumen. The record is from RefSeq and is a predicted model, not a curated record.
UGUUAGCAGUCUAGUUUAGUAUAGACAUCUGUAGUUUGGAAUAAUAGUUCAAAUAAAAUUUCUCUCAAUAAAUGGCUACAGGCGUAUAUAAGAUGAUUCUCCUAAUGCCAAUAUCCAGUAAUGAAAUUUAAGAAUAAUUAAAGAACAAUUGAUAUAGUAAUCGAACGAAUUUGAAAACGUUGAGAAGAAAAUCGAUUCUUUUAUAAAAAGUGUCGAUUCACUAGUCGAUUAUUGUCAAACUCUAAUUUUAUAUACGCCGAUCGCUGGGUAUUGUGCUUUUUAAUAUCAAUUUUGUGCUCUACUUCAUUAAUUAUCUCAGUAAUUAAAUACAAAAGACGUUAUAAAAUGCAUUUCUUGCUAUAUACGCUUCUAUUUUCAGCCUUCGCUGUGGUGAGCAAUGUAAUAGCAGAGUUUUCUGCAGACGACUGCAAAAUGUUAGGGUUUAACAAAGCCAAUUUACUCUGCUCGACCUGUGAACACUUCACCGAACCCAAUCUGGCAAAGAUACUUGCUACAUGUAAGGAAUGUUGUUUGAAAGAUAACGAUUACGACUUGUCCGGAUCGAAACGCUAUCCUAAGGCUGUUCUCGAGGUGUGCACAUGUAAAUUUGGUGCAUAUCCACAGAUACAAGCUUUCAUCAAAAGUGACAGACCAAAGAAAUAUAAGAACCUUAGUAUAAAGUAUGUAAGAGGUUUAGAUCCGAUCAUUAAGUUGUACGAUGCAGAAAAUAGAGUUGAAGAUAUACUGGAUAUACACAAGUGGGACACAGAUUCUGUAGAUGAAUUUCUGUCAACUCAUCUUUCUAGGGAUUAGUAAAGUUAAGGAAUACACUAUUGAUACAUAAUCUUUUUCUAUUGAAUUAUUAAUAUAUGAAUGAAUGAAUGAAUAAAUGUAUGUUUGUAUGUAUGUAUGUAUGUAUGUAUAUAUAUCCCAAGUCACAUUGUACUCAUUUGGCUAAUUUUUUAAUUAUCACUUUAUCACACACACAUCACGUUGAACCUAAACCUAAACAUAUAGUAUCAUGUUUAAUGUUUUUCAGAGGCUUCUGGUUAGUAAUUUAUUUCAUGCUAUGAAAUAGAAUACAAAAAGAUCCUUCUCUGAGGAAAAUAUCUUAUUUCUAAAUGAUAAGAAUACAGUCCAAUUGAUCUUU